Prorocentrum cordatum is the source of this 1550-nucleotide messenger RNA. The record is from the annotation of a GenBank genome assembly. NCBI's taxonomy places the organism in Eukaryota, Dinophyceae, Prorocentrales, Prorocentraceae.
CUGCUGCAUUUUCCGAGCCGGAUCGGCCCGUGAGGGCCUUGGGGCCCGAAACAUGGCCAAGUCGCUUGUCAUGAGCACGCUGCGACGCCAGAGUACGCCGAGCCUGGGCCCAGGACGGGCUUGGCCAGGAUCGCCAGGCGACUUCCCCGAGGAGAGGGCAUCGAGGGGAGCCUCGCGCGGCGCUUCCGGGACAUGUGCGCAAGCCUCGCGCCGCGGUGCGGCCCGCUGGGGGGGCAGCGCUGGCCAGCCUGGCUCUGCGAGGUGCGGCGGCCCCUCGGGCAGGGAGAGCUCUGCGCGGAGGCGGCGUCCGCGCCGACGCCCGAGGGCUCCGCGGCCGCCGUGGCGGCGGAGGGCUCCGCGGAGAGCCCCGUACCAGCGGACGGCCCCGUGAGCGAGGGCGCCGCGGGCGAGAGCGCCGCGGGCGAGAGCGCCGCGGGCGAGAGCGCCGUGGCGGGCGCGGCGGAGGACGCCGCGGCGGCCACGGCGGCCACGGCGGAGCGGUUGUCGCCGCCCGAGAAGAGGCGGCGUAUCAGCGGCAAGCGGCGGCUCCUGGCGUCGCGCGGCGCGGCCGCCGGCCGCCAGCCGCCGUGCUUCCUGGCCUCUGGCGUCAGGGUGAGCGCGGCGACGCGCAAGCUGCUCUGGCAGAGGCUCGGCGCGGGCUUCGCCGACGGGUGGUCCGUCGAGGUCACCCACCUGGUGUCGGACAGCUUCCGGAGAACCGCCAAGAUGAUGUGCGCCUUGUGCGCCGGAGUCCCGGUGGUGCGCUCCGGCUACCUGGACGCCUGCUUGAGAACGCCAGACGCGGGAACGCAGCCGGACGAGGAGGCCUUCGCGUUGCGCGACCGCGAUGGGGAGGAGGCGCUGGAGCGACGGCUGGGGCUCGACCCGGGGGCGCUGUCGCUGGAGCUGGCGCAGGAGCGCAGGAGACGGCAGGGCCCGCUGCUCGACGGCGUCCAGGUCUUCGCGUCGCCGCGCGCGGGCCUGCAGCCCGAGGACGUGGCCGCGCUGCGCGCCAUCGUCGAGGCGGCGGGGGGCAGCUGGCUGCGCCGGAAGCCGGCGGCGCGGGCCCUGCGGGAGGCCGCGAGCGAGGAGCCCCCGCGGCUGCUGUUGCUGGGGGAGACCUUCCGCCCCGAGCUCCUCUUCGAGGCCGCCUGCACGCAGAAGCCUGCGCCACGCUGCACAUCGGCUCCCCGCCGCCAGUCUCAUCGCGGCCGAGCGCGGGGGCUGCGCCGCCGUCCAGGGUGGCGCGGACGACGCCUCUGCCCGCGCCGCCGCGGACGGCGCCGCCGCUGAGCGGCGGCGCGACACGCCGCUGCGGUCCAGAGGUUCCAGCCGCGGCCGACAUGGUGGCAGGACUGGCGGGGUCGUAGUGGGGGACGCGAGCCCGCUUGGCGCCCCGUGUCGGCGCGCACCGGGGUGGAAGCGCAAGACUCGAGCCUGCCGAAACUCGAGCUUGCCGCCGCACUUUCUCGGUCCCGGCGUGAGCUCCGGCGGGCCAUUUUUUGUGAGACGUUUGCAGAGGGAGGUCGCUUGAAAUUUCAGUCGAUAGG